ACCAUCCCACCAUUCCAAACCAGACCAGAGCCAAAGGGGCACCAGACCCUUCCUCCAACAAGAGAAGCCCCGGCAGCGCUCUGUAGCUCACCGGAGAAAGAAGAAAAAUUCAUCAAAAAAGAAAGAAACACACACCUUUCUGCUUCAAUUGAUUAUUUUUCUUUCUCGAUCACAACUGUUACUAGCAAAGAAGAUGGCAGCUAGUCAAGCAAAGAAGAAGAAGAUAGCCGUCAUCAUCGUAUCGGUUGUACUUCUGGUGGCGAUGCUAGUGGCGGUGAUAGUGGGUGUCAAAAUGGCCAAAAAAGGCGGCAACAAGAAGGCUCCAAAGGUUGGCAAGUCGAAAAAGGCCAUCGAGACCAUAUGCCAACCCACAACCUACAAAGAAACCUGCCAGAGCAGCCUCGAGAAGGUGGCGGGUGACAGCACCGAGGCCAAGGACCUGAUCAAGGCCGGGAUCCAGGUGGCGGAAGACAAAGUUAACGAGGCGAUCAAGAACUCGGACACCUUGAAAGAGCUUGCCAAGGAUCCAAUGGCCAGCCAGGCUUUGGACGUGUGCAAGCAACUGUUGGACACCGCAGUUGAGGAUCUCCACGGUGCGGUGGAUAAGAUGGGGUCAUUCGAUCCUAACAAGACCGAUGACUACCUUGAAGAUCUCAAGGUGUGGCUGAGCGCCGCCGUCAAUCACCAGGCAACCUGCCUUGACGCGUUUAAGGACACCAAGGGCGAGGCUGGUGAGAAAAUGAAGGGCUUUUUGAAGACAGCGCAAGAACUCACCAGCAAUGGACUUGCCAUGGUCUCCGAAAUCUCUGGUCUCGUCGGAUCUCUUCACUUGAACUCUCACCGCCGCCUCCUGUCCUCGUCAAAUGGCGGUCCGAAAAAGUGGCAUGAUAAGACAGUGCCAGGGUGGAUGAGUGAUCGCAAGCUUGAUCUCUUGACUGCCACUCCGCAGAGCCUGAAGCCCGACGUGGUUGUGGCUCAAGAUGGGACAGGCAAGUACAAGACCAUCAACGAGGCCUUGAAGGAGGUCCCACCGAAUAGCAAGAAGACCUUUGUGAUUUAUAUUAAGGGGGGAGUGUACAAAGAGAUUGUCGUCGUUAACAAGCAAAUGACCAAUGUUGUGAUGAUUGGUGACGGCCCAACCAAGACCAGGAUCAGCGGAGGCUUGAACAAGGCGGAUGGUGUCUCUACCGAGAACACCGCAACCUUUGCCGCACUUGGAAACUAUUUCAUUGCCAAGGGAAUAGGGUUCGAGAACACAGCAGGAUACAUAAAGCACCAAGCUGUCGCAUUGCGUGUGCAAUCCGACUUCUCCAUCUUCUACAACUGCCACAUGGAUGGAUUCCAAGACACCCUCUACACCGAAGCCUACCGCCAAUUCUACCGCGACUGCACCAUCACUGGCACCAUAGACUUCAUCUUCGGCGAUGGGGUGACUUUGUUCCAAAACUGCAAGAUGAUGGUGAGAAAACCAGCGGAAGGACAGUCUUGCAUGGUGACAGCACAAGGCAGGACCGACCACAACGAGAUCACCGGCAUGUUCCUCCAAAACUGCACUAUCACCGGUGAGCCGGACUAUAUGAAUGUGAAGGAAAAGAGCAAGGCAUAUUUGGGGAGGCCAUGGAAAGACUUUGCAAGGGUGAUUGUGAUGCAGUCAUCCAUUGACGAAGCCAUUGUACCUGAAGGGUGGUCAGAAUGGGUUGGUAAAAAAACCAACCAAACCUGCUUCUUUGGUGAGUACGGCAACCGGGGUCCUAGGGCUGACAUGACCAAAAGGGUCAGAUGGCCGACCGUCAAGGCGCUCACUUCUGAUAAAGUCGCGGCUUUCACCCCUGCUAAGGUGUUUCUAGGUGUUGAUUGGCUGAAGCCCAGUGGGGUUCCAUAUGUUCCUGGCAUGAUGUCCGUGUAGAUCCCAAAUGAAAAGCUUGGGACACCAAUUUUUUCAUAUAAUGUUACAAGGCCAAUGUUUCAUGUAUAAAAAAAAAAAAAACAAAUUAGUGAUAUUGUCUUGUGAUUUUGCGGAAUACCUUUUUCAUUCCAAUUACACAUACGAAUCGAGUUAUGAAAUUAAUUUUUUUAUAGAGA
Molecule: messenger RNA, 2082 nt
Organism: Malus domestica (apple)
Lineage: Eukaryota; Viridiplantae; Streptophyta; Magnoliopsida; Rosales; Rosaceae
Product: putative pectinesterase/pectinesterase inhibitor 28
Biological process (GO): cell wall modification
Molecular function (GO): pectinesterase activity; pectinesterase inhibitor activity
Source: RefSeq, a predicted model, not a curated record